Messenger RNA from Rosa rugosa (rugosa rose), 6801 nucleotides. Its product is annotated as transcription initiation factor TFIID subunit 1. The transcript is spliced from 28 exons. Gene Ontology annotation, molecular function: RNA polymerase II general transcription initiation factor binding; RNA polymerase II general transcription initiation factor activity; TBP-class protein binding. Gene Ontology annotation, biological process: transcription by RNA polymerase II; RNA polymerase II preinitiation complex assembly. The coding region runs from base 775 to 6468 and encodes 1897 amino acids. Lineage: Eukaryota; Viridiplantae; Streptophyta; Magnoliopsida; Rosales; Rosaceae. The record is from RefSeq and is a predicted model, not a curated record. Gene Ontology annotation, cellular component: transcription factor TFIID complex.
ACGGUUUUGGGCUUAAUUGUUCUUCACAUCUGCGACCCUUCCAGGUGCUGAAUUCUCCUGUUUUUCUUGACAAAGACUUGAGGGGACUGCUGGUUUGAUCUUCGCUAUCAGUCAGGAGAAAACAGAGAGAGAGAGUUGGGUUCAAUUGAUAAAAGAAUUUUAUCAUCAAAUACUUGCCAAGGCUUUAGCGCAUUUCUUUCAAUCGAAAUUUCUGAUCAUAACUUGGUCAAAGCUUAGCAUCAGUCUCUAUGCACAACUAUAUAUUGAAGACCUCUGUCAUGGAAAUAUGUCAAAAAAAGAAGCAAUUAGGCUUUCAAAUAUAUUUCUGCUCACCUCAUUAGAGAUGCCAGUUUCAAGAAUAAGUCUGAAACAAAUUCAGUGAUUGAGUUUAUUGCCAUGCUUCAACUGGAUGAAUGAACUCAUCAACAAGCCUUACAUACAAAGUUGUUAACAGCAACAAAUCCUGCAGCAAUGCGCGCGGGUGUCAUUUCUAGUUUACUAUAUACUAAACGCAAUAGAAGACGGGAUACGGUUUAGAAAAAAAGGAGAAGAAGAGCGAUUGGUCUUGGUUUUGAAGUUUUUCUUGCUGAGUUUUUUGGUUUGAUUAAGGAAUUUUGUGACUGAAGAUAAUCGUGCUAAACCAACCAGCAAAAGUCUGAGGAUCUGAAAAGCAAGGGUUGUCGAUUUCUAGUGAUCGUUCUUGACUUGAAACAAGUCGAAGAGUGGAAUCUAUUUUAGUUUUCUUCACAACGACCACUGAAGAUUGCUUCAGCCAUGGCUGUUUCAGAUGAGGAGAAAGAUUAUGAGGAGGAGGAUGAGGAGGAGGAGCAGGCCGGUAGGGGUGGCCGACUUCUCGGAUUUAUGUUUGGCAAUGUCAAUGACUCGGGACAUCUUGAUGUCGAUUAUCUUGACGAGGAUGCGAAGGAACAUCUUGCUGCACUUGCCGACAAGUUGGAUCCUUCUUUUACAGAUAUAGAUUUGUCAGUAAAAUCACAGAGAAAAUCAGCUGAUGCUGUCGAACAAGAUUAUGAUGAGAAGGCUGAAAAUGCAGUUAAUUAUUUUGAUAUUGAUGAGGAAUUUGAGGGACCAGAGAUUCAAGCUGCUACUGAGGAGGACCAUCUCUUGCCCAAAAAGGAAUAUCUUUCUGCAGAAGUUUCAUGGGCCAAAUUACGUGAAGCAGGAGAUGAGGAGGAGGAAAAUUAUGAUGAGGAAAGUUAUCAGGAAGAGGAACAUGAGGUGGUUGAAAAUGAUGUUGAUGUUCAGUCUAUCUCUGUCUCUGGUGAUGAGGGUAUGCAUAUUGCAGCGGAUCAUAAAGGACAAACAUCUGAGGAGAAUGGUUGUGAAAUUGGUUCGUUAGAUUCUGAAAAUUUGGUUGAUCAUGCAGAACAGCUUCAGGACAUACUUUCAGACAGAAGUUCCACACCAUUGCCCGUUCUAUGCAUAGAAGACGGAUUGGUGAUCUUACGGUUCUCAGAAAUCUUUGGCAUUCAUGUACCCUUAAAGAAGGCUGAAAAAAGAGACCAUAGGUACUCUGUUGCUAAAGAUAGGUAUGAAUCGAUGGAUAUCUCUGAUAUUGUUGAAGACGAUGAAGAGGCAUUCCUAAAAGGAACUGGUGACGGAGUUCCAUCUUUAAAACAGGCAGGUGCAGUGAAACAUGCUAUCUCAGAAUUCAAUAACGAUGACUUCAACAUUGCAAAAUUUGACUUUGUAAAAGAGGAUGCCCCUGUGGAUUUGUGGGAUGGGCCAGGAAAGAGCAUGUGCCUCGUCGCAGAACCGAUGAAAGAGGAUAGCAUUGUGGAUCCUUCUUUGGAAACAAAAUCACCUUUGUGUUCUACAUUUUACCCUCUUGAUCAGCAGGACUGGGAAGAGGAAAUUCUUUGGGGAAACUCUCCUGUAACGAGUAACAAGUCUGUUGAAAGUUGUGAAAUUUCCGGACCUUAUGAAGCUUCAAUUAAUAGUGAAACCGAACCUGAUACUGGGUCACAAAAGAUUCAGACACACUCCCAAAAAGAACUUGAUGAGAAGGAUCCUGGUCUUACGCUACACAGCUACUCUACUCUGUUGGAGCCUUUUGGCUCAAGAAAUCUGUCAGGACCGCCAUGUCCCAGUUUAUCAGAAAGCAGAUACCAUCCCCAACUUUUAAGGCUAGAAUCUCGAUAUGAAGUGGAUGACCAUGCGGAUGGUAGAGUGGAGAAUUCUGGUGAGAAGCUUCAUAAGGGACAUGCUGUGAGGCAUUUCAGCAAACUUAGCUCAAAAAACAGAGACAUACUGGAAGGAUCUUGGUUAGAUCAAAUAAUUUGGGACCCAGAUAUACCCAUUAAUAAGCCAAAGCUUAUCCUUGAUCUUGAAGAUGAGCAAAUGCUUUUUGAGAUUUUGGAUAACAAAGACUCUGAACAUCUUAAGCUUCAUUCAGGGGCCAUGAUUGUGACUCGCCCUUUAAAGUCAAGCAAUGGGGACUCUUUGGAGCUGCCAAAUCAUGGAGGUCAAUUUGGUUGGCGAUAUGUUGCUAAUGACAAACACUAUUCAAACAGGAAAACUUCUCAGCAACUAAAAUCAAAUUCUAAAAAACGCACUGCUCAAGGCAUAAAGAUUUAUCACUCACAACCUGCACUGAUGCUACAGACGAUGAAGUUGAAGUUGAGCAACAAGGAUCUUGCUAAUUUUCAUCGACCAAAAGCUUUGUGGUAUCCCCAUGAUAUUCAAAUAGCUGUAAAAGAACAAGGGAAGCUGUCCACUCAAGGACCAAUGAGAAUUAUUAUAAAGAGCUUGGGUGGCAAAGGCAGUAAGGUUCAUGUAGGUGCUGAGGAAACUGUUUCUUGUGUUAAAGCAAAAGCUUCAAAAAAGCUAGACUUUAAGCCAUCCGAAACAGUGAAGAUGUUUUACUUAGGGAGGGAACUUGAAGAUGAUAAAACACUUGCUGCUCAAAAUGUUCAACCAAACUCUUUGGUUCAUCUUGUUCGUACAAAAAUAUGUUUGUUGCCAAGGGCACAAAAGCUUCCUGGUGAGAAUAAAUCUUUGCGGCCUCCUGGAGCAUUUAAGAAGAAAUCUGACCUUUCAGUGAAAGAUGGACAUGUCUUUCUGGUUGAGUAUUGUGAGGAAAGACCUUUACUUUUGAGCAAUGUUGGUAUGGGGGCAAGAUUAUGCACUUAUUAUCACAAAUCAGCUCCAGAUGAUCAAACUGGUUCGUUGUUGCGGAAUGAAAACAGCAGCUUGGGACAUGUGAUUUCGCUAAACCCUGCUGAUAAAUCACCUUAUCUGGGAGAUACGAAAGCUGGAUGUAGUCAAUCAUCUCUGGAAUCAAACAUGUACAGAGCACCUGUAUUUUCUCAUAAGGUGCCGUCAACUGAUUAUCUAUUAGUUCGCUCUGCAAAGGGAAAGCUUUCAAUUAGACGCAUAGACAGGCUGACUGUAGUCGGACAGCAGGAACCUCUCAUGGAGGUAAUGUCUCCUGGAACCAAGAAUCUUCAAAAUUACAUGAUUAGCAGGCUCCUAGUCUACAUUUGCCGUGAGUUCCGUGCUGCCGAAAAGCGCCAUUUUCUUCCUUGUAUCCGUGCAGAAGAGUUACCUUCACAAUUUCCUUACCUAACUGAUACCUUUAUUAAAAAGAAGCUGAAGGAACUUGCGAAUUUGCAGAAGGGAUCAAAUGGAAGAUGGAUUUGGGUUAAGAAGCGCAAUUUCCGGAUUUUCUCAGAGGAUGAAUUACGGAAUAUGGUGAAGCCAGAAGAGGUAUGUGCCUAUGAAAGCAUGCAAGCUGGUCUUUAUAGGCUCAAGCAUUUAGGAAUUACUGAAACACAUCCUUCAGCCAUAUCAUCUGCAAUGAGUCGUCUCCCUGAUGAAGCAAUUACUCUGGCUGCUGCAUCCCACAUUGAAAGGGAACUACAGAUUACUCCAUGGAACUUGAGUAGCAAUUUUGUAGCCUGUACACUGGGAAAAGAAACUAUUGAGCGUUUGGAAAUAUCUGGUGUGGGUGAUCCAUCUGGUAGGGGCCUAGGGUUUAGUUAUGUUCGUGCUACUCCGAAAGCAUCAAUGUCAAGCGCUGUUGUGAAGAAAAAAUCUGCUGCUGGUCGAGGAGGUUCCACUGUUACCGGAACAGAUUCUGAUUUACGCAGAUUAAGCAUGGAAGCUGCACGAGAGGUUCUUCUUAAAUUUGGCGUUUCUGAUGAACUGAUUGCGAGGCAGACUAGAUGGCAUCGGAUUGCAAUGAUACGUAAGCUAUCAAGUGAGCAAGCUGCAUCUGGGGUCAAAGUCGAUGCAAAUACUAUCAGCAAAUAUGCACGUGGACAGCGUAUGUCCUUUCUUCAGCUGCAGCAGCAGAACCGUGAGAAGUGUCAGGAAAUUUGGGAACGACAAGUUCAGAGUCUUUCAGCUGUAGAUGGUGAUGAAAAUGAAAGCGAUUCUGAAGGAAAUAAUAGUGACCUAGAUUCCUUUGCUGGGGAUUUAGAAAACCUGCUUGAUGCAGAAGAAUGUGAAGAAGGGCUAGGGGGUAAACAUGAAUCCAACUAUGAUAAGGCAGAUGGUGUUAAAGGGCUUAAAAUGAGAAGGCGCCCCUCCUUGGCUCAAGCAGAAGAGGAAAAUGAAGAUGAAGCAGCCGAAGCAGCUGAAUUAUGCAGGUUGCUUAUGGAUGAUGAUGAAACUGAGAGGAAGAGAAAAAAGAAAACAAGAGUUGUGGGGGAUGAAGCUCAUUUGGGUCCAGGCUCCCGAACAGGUUAUGGGUUUGAGAAUGCAGAUAGGGUAAAGCAAAUCAUUGAUGCAGGACAACCUGAUGGUUCCUAUACUUCAAAAGAGAAUCCAAUUGGAGACGCGAAAGUGAUGGAAAAUCUUCUUAAAAGAAACAAGACUGGAAAACUCAAAGGAAUAAAACAGAAUGAUGCUGCGCCUUUGGGUCUAACGAACAAAAAACUGAAAAUAUCAGGAGAUGGGGUCAACAAGGUGUUUAAGGAGAAGAAAUCAGCAAGAGACAGUUUUGUCUGUGGAGCAUGUGGUCAGCUUGGACACAUGAGGACAAACAAGAACUGCCCCAAGUAUGGAGAAGAUCACGAAACACACCUGGAAGCUCCAGAUCUGGAGAAAGCAUCUGGGAAGUCCACUACCCUGAAUUCAUCUAAUCAGUCUCAGCAGAAAACUACUGCAAAGAAGCUGAAUAAAAGUGCAGCUAAAAUUGCCAGGGUUGAAGCUUCUGAAGUUGAAACCCCAAAGGUUCUCCCAGUGAUAUUCAAAUAUGGGUCAACAGAAAAGGUUCCUGAUAAACAGGCUCCUGGAGAGACUGAGAGUUCUGAGCGGCCGGCCAUAUCUGAUCCUGAAACUGGGAAGUCUACUCUUAAGGUUAAUAAAAUAAUAAUUUCCAAGGCAAAAAAACCUGAAAAUGUACCAGUUGAACCACAUAAACCCCCUAUUGUUAUACGGCCUCCGACCGAUAUAGUUAGGAGUCAUGUUGAACCACAGAAGCCAACCAUUGUUAUACGACCACCAGCAAAUACAGACAGAGAUCUGGUGGAAUCUCAAAAGCCCUCUACUGGUAAACAGUCAUCAGUGGAAGCACAUAGAGAGCAACAGCAUAAGAAAAUCAUAAUUAAGCGUCCCAAAGAAGUUAUUGAUCUAGAUCAAGUCAGUCAGGAUGGGAGCACUCGUGAUGAGCACAGGAAAACUAAAAGAAUUGUUGAAUUGACAAGUUCUGGAAAGCACAGGAAGCAGGAUAACACAAAUUUUGCAAAGGAAGCAGCAAAAAAGAAAUCUAGAGAUGAUAGGAGAUUGUGGGAGGAGCAGGAACAACGAAGAAAUGACGAGAGAUUGAGAGAAGAGAGGGUCAGAAGGCUUUAUGAAGAGGAAAUGAGGAUGAUAGAGGAGAAAGAAAGAGUAGUGGAGCUCAGGCGAUAUGAAGCAGCCAUCAGACAAGAGAGGGAGGAAGAAGAACGUCAGAAAGCAAGGAACAAGAAGACGAAGAAACGGCCUGCGAUAAGAGAGGACUAUUUAGAGGACUCACAGACAAGAAGGUUUGAUAAUAGAAUGCCAGAGAGAGAUCGAGGCACCAAAAGGAGGCCAGUUGUUGAGUUGGGAAGGUAUGGUGGAGAAUCUGCCCUAAGUACAAAGCGUCGUAGAGGAGGAGAGGUUGGUUUGGCAAACAUCUUGGAGCAUAUUGUAGAAACCCUCAAAGAUCGAAUUGAAGUUUCGUAUCUUUUUCUUAAACCUGUGUCCAAAAAGGAAGCUCCAGAUUACCUGAACUUUGUAGAGCGCCCCAUGGAUCUAUCAACAAUUCGGGAGAAGGUAAGGAAAAUGGAGUACAAGAGCCGGGAGCAAUUCAGGCAUGACGUUGCUCAGAUCACCAUCAAUGCCCACUUAUAUAAUGACGGUCGUAAUCCAGGUAUCCCACCCCUUGCAGAUCAACUUUUAGAGAUCUGUGACUAUAUGCUGAUUGAGAAUGAUGAAAGCUUGACUGAAGCUGAAGCAGGCAUUGAAUCUGUAGAUAACUAAAUAUCUUUUUCCAUUAGUACUAUUGUUUUUUUUUUUUUUUUGUUGGGGGCGGGGGGUGCUUUUGAACUGUGGAAGCUUCUUGGUCGAUUCUGCUCUGAUCAAGAAGACGGCUUGAUAUUAUCUUGCUAUGUAGCAUCAAUGCAGGAAAUAUUUUGUAACCGAUUUAAGUGGUUUCAAAGUUGCAUCAGUUAUACAGUGCAGAUCUACGUCUUUGCUUCAUCAGACAACCUUGGUUGGCCUUGCGAAGAACUAUUUUGUUGUUAUCAAGUAAAAAAAGAAAAAGUUGGAGAAGUAGGAUAUUAAUCUUAUGGAAAACCACUCAACAUUGUGUUC